AUGGCGUCCUCCGGCAAUCUUGAGCACGUCAAGGAAUGGCAAGACCGAGCAACGAAACUCACACCCUUGAACCUCAAGCAAAUCGAGAAGCCUCUCGCAGAGCUCGACGCGCACCUUACACUCCGUAGCCACAUCGUCGGCUACGGACUCACUGAGGCCGACACAAUAGUAUGGCGCACUCUCAGAGAGAACCGCGUCGCGCACGCGUACAUCAAGCAAGGGCUUAUGAUCAAUUUGUCUCGCUGGUUCCGCUACAUCGAGGAGGCUUAUCCGGAGACUGCGCUGCCUACCCAGCCCGUGAAGACAGCCAAGGGCGAUGACUCCAAGAAUGAGAAGGAUGAGUUCGCUAGCUACGAUAUUGGCUUGCAAGAUACGGAACAUGGCGUAGUGACGCGAUUCCCACCUGAGCCCUCCGGCUACCUCCACAUUGGCCACGCCAAAGCUGCGAUGCUGAACGAUUUCUUCGCUCACAAAAAGUACAAGGGCACGCUGCUCCUCCGCUUCGACGACACCAACCCUUCGAAAGAGAAACAGGAAUUCCAGGACGCCAUCGUCGAGGAUCUGGCCCUCAUGGGCAUCAAGGCCGACAAGACAAGCCAUACGAGCGACUACUUCCAAGAGCUAUACGACUACUGCGUACAGAUGCUGAACGAGGGCACCGCCUACGCGGACGACACGCCGCAAGAGGUACUGAAAAAGGAGCGGAUGGACGGCAUCGCCAGCGCCCGACGCGACGCCAGUAUCGAAGAGAACCUCGCGAACUUCGAGAAGAUGAAAGCCGGCACUGAAGAGGGCAAAAAAUGGUUCAUCCGCGCCAAAAUGUCCGUCGACGACCCCAACAAAGCUCUGCGCGACCCCGUCAUCUACCGCUGCAACCCGCAAGCGCACCACCGCACCGGCGACACCUGGAAGAUCUACCCGACCUACGACUUCUGCUGCCCGAUCGUCGACGCCAUGGAAGGCGUGACCCACGCACUCCGCACGACUGAGUACAAGGACCGCGACGCGCAGUACCAAUGGUUCCUGAAAACGCUGCGACUCCGCCAUGUCUACAACUGGGACUUCGCGCGCAUGAACUUCAUCCGGACCUUAUUGUCGAAACGCAAACUGACCAAGCUCGUCGACGCCGGCGUAGUCUGGGGCUGGGACGACCCACGCAUGCCAACCGUGCGCGGGAUCCGACGGCGGGGGUGCACGAUCCCCGCGCUGCAGGAGUUCAUCCUGAAGCAAGGGCCCAGCAAGAACAUUGUCAACCUUGACUGGACGACCUUCUGGGCGACGAACAAGAAGUACAUCGACCCGAUCGCUGCGCGGUACACGGCCGUCGAGCAGGCCGACGCGGUGAGCUGCACCGUUGUCGGGGCGCGCGCGGCGCCGUAUUCAGAGGACAAGGAGCUGCAUGUCAAGUACAAAGAGCUGGGGUCCAAGAACGUGUGGUACAGCCAGCACAUCAUCAUCGACCAGGCCGACGCGCAGAGCUUCGCGCAGGACGAGGAGAUCACGCUCAUGAACUGGGGAAACGCGAUCGUCAGGAGUAUCUCCCACUCCGUGAACCCGCUCAACCUCCUCACGGGGCAUAAAGUCGUGACGGCGCUGGAGCUGGAGUUGCACCUCCAGGGCGACUUCCGCAAGACGGAGAAGAAGGUCACGUGGUUGUCCAAGGAUCAGGAACUUAUCCCCGUCGAGCUGGUGGACUUUGAUUAUUUGAUUACGAAGGAUAAGCUUGAGGAGGACGAUGUGCUCGAGGAUGUGCUGAAUCCGAAGACGGAGUUUAGGACGAGCGCGUGGGCGGAUUGCAAUGUGGCGGGUUUGAAGGAGGAUGACAUCUUGCAAUUUGAUCGGAAGGGAUAUUUCAGGGUGGAUAAGGCGUUCAAGCAUGGCCAGCCGGCUGUGAUGUUCCAAAUCCCGACGGGGAGGUCGAAGUAG
Molecule: messenger RNA, 1926 nt
Organism: Coniosporium apollinis CBS 100218
Lineage: Eukaryota; Fungi; Ascomycota; Dothideomycetes
Product: glutamyl-tRNA synthetase
Exons: 2
Coding region: 1-1926 (641 amino acids)
Biological process (GO): translation; glutamyl-tRNA aminoacylation
Cellular component (GO): methionyl glutamyl tRNA synthetase complex; cytosol; cytoplasm
Molecular function (GO): ATP binding; glutamate-tRNA ligase activity
Source: RefSeq, a predicted model, not a curated record